AUGCUGCCUGCCGUCGGCGUGGAGUGCGAUUUCGCUCAGCAGAUCGGAGAAGGUGCGACGUCCAAGGUGUAUCGCGGCACGUACACCGUCGACGGCAAUCUUUUGGCAAUCAAGUACGCGCGUGAAGAAGGCCAGCUACACGGCAGCCUCAAGCACACGAACGUGCUGCGUCUGCACCGCGUGCUGCCAUCGUUUCCACCGGCAUUCGUUCUUGAGCACGCCAAGGAGAGCUUGCAUUCACUCGUCCUCCGCGUCGGCCCUCUCGACGAGGCCACGGCCGCGCAGUACGCGCUCCAGAUCGUCCACGGCUUGGAGUACGUGCACGACAGCAACGUGUGCCACGCGGACAUCAAGAUGGAGAACGUCCUCAUUGGCCACGACGGUCAGAUGCGCAUUGCCGACUUUGGCUUGUCCUACGCGCACCCAGCGCCAGAAGGCUUCAUCGUCGGCACCCGCGGUACUCUAUUCAACUGUGCGCCAGAGCUCUGGGCCGAGGAGCCCAUUGUUUCCGACAAGAUGGUUGAUGUCUGGGCCCUUGGCAUCGUCAUUUACGAGAUGCUCACGUUUCGGCAUCCGUUCUCGCAGAAGCCGCUCAACCCAACCCGGCGGUGCCCCUUCCGCGAUCCCGUCGUCUGCAUCAAGACGCUCAACUAUUCAAGCGACAUGGAGCCGAUCCUCUCAAAGGAUGCCAAGGACUUGCUCGACCGCAUUUUCACGCUUCUUCCAGGCGACCGCAUCAGCCUCGACGACAUCGCGACUCAUGCUUGGAUGCGCCCGCGCGCUUCUAUUAAUACCGCACUGCUAUAG
Messenger RNA from Saprolegnia parasitica CBS 223.65, 807 nucleotides. Its product is annotated as serine/threonine protein kinase. Gene Ontology annotation, molecular function: ATP binding; protein serine/threonine kinase activity. Lineage: Eukaryota; Oomycota; Saprolegniomycetes; Saprolegniales; Saprolegniaceae. Gene Ontology annotation, biological process: protein phosphorylation; intracellular signal transduction. The transcript is spliced from 6 exons. Bases 1 to 807 code for a protein of 268 amino acids. Gene Ontology annotation, cellular component: cytoplasm. The record is from RefSeq and is a predicted model, not a curated record.